UCGCUGCAUUCUGGGUAAAAUCCCGGGCCCAGAAUUCUCAAGAGCGCACGCGUGGGCCCACUCCUUCCUUUUGCGUCGUUGCCUCUGAGCGAGCAAGAUGGGUCACCAGCAGCUCUACUGGAGCCAUCCGAGAAAAUUCGGCCAGGGGUCGCGCUCUUGCCGCGUCUGCUCCAACCGGCACGGCCUGAUCCGGAAAUACGGCCUCAACAUGUGCCGCCAGUGUUUCCGCCAGUACGCGAAGGACAUCGGCUUCAUCAAGUUGGACUAAAUGAACUUCCGGAGUUGGUCAUCAGAAACAUCUACCCGGCAGCAGGAACAGAUGUUCUUUGUACAUAAAAUAAAGUGACUUCAGUUAUCA
Sorex fumeus (smoky shrew) is the source of this 358-nucleotide messenger RNA. It is a transcript of the gene RPS29, whose product is annotated as ribosomal protein S29. Gene Ontology annotation, biological process: translation. The record is from RefSeq and is a predicted model, not a curated record. Gene Ontology annotation, molecular function: structural constituent of ribosome; zinc ion binding. The transcript is spliced from 3 exons. Bases 98 to 268 code for a protein of 56 amino acids. Gene Ontology annotation, cellular component: ribosome; cytosolic small ribosomal subunit. NCBI's taxonomy places the organism in Eukaryota, Metazoa, Chordata, Mammalia, Eulipotyphla, Soricidae.